Molecule: messenger RNA, 2400 nt
Organism: Schistosoma spindalis
Lineage: Eukaryota; Metazoa; Platyhelminthes; Trematoda; Strigeidida; Schistosomatidae
Source: the annotation of a GenBank genome assembly
AAAGAGUACAAAUGAUGCUUUAUGUAUGUCUUAACAUGAUGGUAACGGUCGAUACAUUGACAAAUCACCAUGUCAAUCAAUUGCGUAAGUGAAGAGUUUACGACCCUUAGCUAUAGAAGUUACAAACAUUUACAAUCGGAGACAUCGUGAUGGCUGGCAAUGUGCAUUGAAAAGAAUGAAUAUUAUUCAAAUGUCGAUUCCUAAACUGAUAAUAUCUCAUUGGCAAUCACUCAAUAUUUAUCAUCAGGAUCAAUCAGGAAAUAAGAAAGAGAAACUUCUUGAAAUACUUCACACUGAGAAUUCUAUAUUGUAUUGACUAUAUAAUAUUGAAUAAAACUAAUAAUAUUAAUGGCCACUUCUACUUAUCGAACUUCUUCGCAAUAAUCAAUAAAUUUAAAAUGAAAUAUUGAUCAGAUACAUUAAAUUAUAUUCAUAAUACUCAUAUCAUACAUUUGAAAUUAUGUCCACAUCAAUGUCAGAUUGUUUUUUUAUUAGUACACUUCCAGAGUAUAUUCUUGAUCGAAAAGUGAUUAUAAACAAUAGUCAUAUUCAUUCUAUAAGUGGAUAUAAACUUGCUAAAGCAAGUACAUUUUUUAAAGAUGAACUUAUUAAAUUACGUCAAUUUGAAUUAGUAAAUUAUCAUUAUAGAAUAAGAAAGAAAAUAAUUAAAAAACAAUAUUCAUUACAACUUAAAAGUUUGUCUAAUUUACAAUUUCAACCACUUAUACUUAAUUAUUCAAAUAUUUAUGCAUUAGAAUGUUUAUUAUCAUUUUAUCAUUGUAAUAAUGAAACUCGUUUUAAUUUAUUAAAUAAUUAUAUUAAACCAUCUACUAUUAAUUUAUUAUUAAAAGUAGGAUUAUAUUAUAAUACAUUAGAAUUUAUAAAUUAUUGUAUUGAAAUAGUUGAAAAUAAAAUAAAUAUAAAAAAUUGUUUAAAUUAUUGGAUUAAUUCUGAAAAAUUAUUAAAUCAAUUUCCAAAAUAUCAAUUAAUUACUUUUAAUUAUUUAUUAAUUAAUUUUAUUGAAAUUAGUCAAUAUGAAGAAUUUUUAAAUAUAAAUUUAAUUGAAUUUAAAAAAUUAUUAAUAGAAGAUUCACUUAAUAUAUCAAAUGAAAAAUAUUUAUUUGAUCUUAUUAUAAAAUGGAUUAAUUAUAAAUUAAUAGAAAGACAACUAUAUAUUUAUGAUUUAUUAGCAUGUUUAAGAUUGGGUAGAUUAUCACAUGAAUAUUUAGAUUAUUUAUCACAACAUUCAUUAGUACAAACAAUGUGGAAUUCAUGUAAUCAUUUAAUACUUAUAGCACGUUAUUCUAAUAUAGAAUUAAUUCCACAUUUUAAUAAUAUAUUAACUUCUAAAUUAAGAGAUGUAAAUGAACUUUUUACAUAUCUUCAUAAACCACGUCUUCCUCAUACUGCAAUAUUUGUAAUUGGUGGAUGGGAAGGAAGUCAACAAGAUUCUUAUUUCGGUCCAUCUAAAGUAAUUCAAGUGUAUAAUUCACGAGUUGAUACUUGGCGUCGUAUAGAUGCUGAUAAUUUAACUCUUAAUGUGGGUCACGCCUAUUCUGCUUGUGUUUUACAUAAAACACGAAUUUAUAUUGUAGGUGGUUAUGUGCCUAGUGGGCCAACUCAAACUCUUAAAGUUUUUGAAUUAACCAAUCUUACAUGGAAGAUUUUAUCACCAAUGCAUGAAAAAAGAAAUUAUGUGUGUGCAUGUAGUUUAAACAAUUAUAUAUAUGCUAUCGGUGGACAUAAUGGCAAACUUCGACUAAGCUCAGUUGAACGGUAUGAUAUAGAACAAAAACAAUGGUUUUUUGUUUCACCAAUGCAUCAAGUUCGUAGUGACGCUGGAGCUCAUUCAUUUUCAGGGUGUAUAUAUGUUGUCGGAGGUUUUGAUGGUGAGAAUUUUCAUAACUCUGUAGAAAUGUAUGAUCCCCGUACUGAUCAGUGGUCAAUAAUAGCUCCAAUGAAUAGUAUUCGAAGUGGUGUUAGUGUUAUUGUAUAUGGUCAGUAUUUGUAUUCUAUCGGUGGGAACGAUGGACGUCAAAGACUACGAACAGUAGAACGAUAUAAUCCGGAUACAAAUCGAUGGCAAAUGGUGCCUUCAAUGAUGCAUAAAAGAAGUAAUUGUUGUGUUACUACAUUAGACGACAUGAUAUAUGUUAUCGGAGGUUGGAGUGAUGAAACCAAUUCAACAAUCUCUUCAGUUGAACGAUGGUCUCCGAAUUCUUCUGAUCAUUGGGAACCUGCAAGAGAAUUACACAUCCCAACAAGUGGGAAUUGUUGUUGCACUGUGACUGGGAUAAAUUUAUUAUUAAACUUCAUAUGAAAGUGAACAGAGUAUUAAAUGUUUAUGUUUAGCCAUAAUAUUUUUAACAUGGCUUGAUAAACAGAUAGUAGAAGAAAAUG